AGAAAAUGCUAAAUUCAAACUAGCCUGGCUGAAGAGUGCACUGAUCCUGGAUUAGCACAAACAAAAUGGACACAUUCCGAUUUCAUAACUGACUCAAAUCAGUGAAAACCGUAGUAAACAGUGGUUCACGGGUUCACUUUGAGAUCAACACCUAACGAAGCCUCGUUCGAUGAAAUCACGUGACGCAUUCGAUUCCUUAGACUCAGACACUGAGAGUUUGGUGCAGGACAAAGCUCACCACAGAGAGCUUCAGAUGCGCAUACUGAACGGUGUUGGUGAAAGCAGCUCCUCUUAUGAUGACAACAUCGAGAGAUCGAAGCAUGAAGAGGACUUUGCCUUUGCCCCAAAACCUGCUAUCACUGAAACAUUUGGAGAGCAAAACAUCAACUAUUCAAGACAGAUGUCUCCUUUGGAUGAAUAUGCUGACUUGCGCUAUGAUCCAGACUGGAGAAAGAAGCUGCCAAGGUCUGAGUUUCUGCAGACGGACGUCUUGUUUAACACCAAUGAGGAUCCUGCAGUCACACUGAGACACACAGAACAUGUGUCUCCAAGGGGAAGGCAUGAAUAUGCAGUAGUUCAUAGUCCUGUUUUAUCUGAAAAAGACACUGUUCACAACAGACUUCCACAGUCCUCCUUUCACCUACAUCCGGUACCCCAAAGCACAUCUGUGUCCUUAGGAACCAUUCCGUGUUCAAAUUCAGAUAAACCCAUGAAUGUUAAGCACAAAAUUAACCAUCAGCAAGGUGAGGCUGGAAUUCUACCAUUUUCUUCUCCACACGAGAGGCAGAAUGAUGGAGAGGAGCAAAGCAUUGCUCAGGAACAAAACAGAAACAACCAUAACGCAGUAGCUGUGCAGAGGAAACUCAUCCGAAAAGUCAGACCAACCAAGAUGAAAGAAGACAUAGUGGAGCGCAAUAAAGCCUCUCUGGGUAUGAAUCACAAACAAGGGUCAUAUCUGAAGGCAUAUGAGCAAAGAGGAAGAAAAUCAGAUGAUUCAAAUCAGCCCCUACAGUCACCUGAGGACGAUGCAAGCACUGACAGCCCAGGAAGCCCAGUCAAUGCCCUCAACCUGGAGCUGAUGUGGAUACAAAAAACUCAAAAACUAAAGACGCACAACCAGAGUAAGCACUUGGACAGAGCUAGACCUCCCCACCACCGAACCAAACCCAGAGGUCACCUGAAUCAACUAGUUGAGAAACAGCACUCACAGACUCUCUCUGAAAAACAGUGUGUCAGCCCAUCUGACUCUGGCAGUGGCUCACAUUCCUCAUUCUUAUCAGCUCCAACUGUCAGCCUUAACAUCAACAUCAACACCCUCACUCCAGUCACACUUGCUGAAACUUUUAUCGACCAUGAGCCACAGAAGCAGCUCUAUUCACUUUCUCCUUCACCACACUGGAAGAUCAGGAAUGAUGAGCUUAACUUGCGCUUUAAAGGGUCCAGUUAUACUUCAUGUCUUCCUGUCCCUACUGGUGGUACUGUGGACCAUGAGAGCAUAAAAAUGACUAAUAAGAACAACAUCAGGAUUCCUCCAACACAGCCACCAUUUCACGAAAGCUUUACCUUGAAUGCCCCUCAGCAUGGGGAGGAAAGUAGUAAUCCUGCUCAUGCACGCCAAAUUUACACUGGUGUCUAUCCAGUGCUUCCUCCAAUAGGUGUCUCUAACACCAGUGACACUGAACUAUGCAGUGGCAGACCAGAGGAAGCUACAAAUACUAUACACAGGAGCAGUUCAGAGGGGUACCUGGCACAGCUAAUGAAGCAAAAACAAAUAAAUGGGAAAACAACUUAUAAGGCAUACACGCUGAAAGACUACAAGAGCUUAAAUCGGGAUGUGAAGCUCAGAGGUCUCGGACCAUCCAACAUUAUUGCUGAAGAUGUGGCUAAGAAAAUUAGUCAACAGAAGCUGUAUUCAAAUGUGGUCCGUGAGAAGAACAAGAAGAUAAGUAAGAUUCCCGCUCUGCCAACCAGGAACCUGGUGGGCAGAGACAACAAGAGCAACACUCCCAGGAACAAGGCCCUAGAGUAUGCCAAAACUAUUUCAAAACCAAAGUCAUCUCAGCAGUUGAAGGAGAGACCCAAAGACAAAUAUAAGAGCGAUAGAGAGUUUGAGCACUCUGCUGAUCUCCAGUUAAGAGUGGAUUACACCCAGCUCUCUAUUGUAGAGAUGCUGAUCAAACGGCAUGAGCAGGAGAAACUGCAUGUGGCCCGCUUUACCAACAUCAAUGGCAGCUCAUCACACUCUGUCGGCAGCCACUGAACUGAUAAGAAUAAAUGAUUAAACAUA
Molecule: messenger RNA, 2287 nt
Organism: Tachysurus fulvidraco (yellow catfish)
Lineage: Eukaryota; Metazoa; Chordata; Actinopteri; Siluriformes; Bagridae
Gene: jhy
Product: junctional cadherin complex regulator
Exons: 9
Coding region: 170-2260 (696 amino acids)
Biological process (GO): axoneme assembly
Source: RefSeq, a predicted model, not a curated record